UUCAGCACAAUGAACCUCUUCUUGGGAGGCAUAGAUUGACACAAGCGGUGGGAGUAAUUGCAUUUCCCUAUUUCUCCCUCCAAAGCGACUCAUCUGAUAUUUAUUUUGAUUUUCAAUAUUCUAAUGAUCUAGGCCCUGAAGCGGAGUCAGCCAUAUUAUGUAAGGGUAAAUGUUAUUGUAUGCGCAGGAUUCGCACCUGUCAGUGCUGGAAAGGGAGUCAUAAUAGGGUGACGUCACUUCUCCUCGCCGGAAGAGAAGAUUGGUGUGCCUUCUGUCAGAGGAAGAGAAAGGUUUGGUGUGUUGGUUUUUUUAGAAAGCUGUUGUUUGACUGGAGUAUCUUAAAAUACUAUGGCAGAGAAGUGGACCAGUGGACACUCUUCUUCAAUAUUAUGUUUGAAUGUGAGCAAAGAUGGCCUCUUGGCAUCCGGAGCAGAAGGAGGGGAGCUUACAAUCUGGAAUGCGGAAGGGAGUCCAUUAGAACAUGCACAGAUCCAUAAAACAGAUGAUGUCACUAGUGUGGUGUUUUCUCCCACCUUUCCAAAGAGACUGUAUGCAUCUCAUGGGGAGACUAUUAGUGUCUUGGAUGCCAGGUAUCUCAAGGAACCAGUUGAACAUUUCCAUGUAAAUGAGGAAGAGAUCAAUUGUCUCUCAGUAAAUGAAACUGACAGCUUCUUAGCUGCUGCCGAUGAUUCUGGAGCAAUAAAGAUAAUUGACUUGGAAAGCAAGAAGUUAAGCCGCUGCUUGAGAAGACAUUCAAAUAUUUGUUCAUCUGUAGUGUUUCGACCUCAGAGGCCUCAAAGCCUUAUUUCAUGUGGCAUGGAUAUGAAGGUCAUGAUGUGGAACUUGCAGAAAGCUCGCCCGCUGUGUGUUGUGAACUUGCAAGAAGAGGCAGCAGAUGAGCAGUCGGCUGGCCAGCUCUUUAACCCACCCUUGGCCCAUUGUCUGUCUGUGUCUAUUUGUGGCAAUAUUUUUGGUUGCGGAGCUGAAGAUGGAAAAAUCAGAAUCUUCCAGGUAGUAGGUUCUAAGUUUGAACAGGAGAUGGCAUUUAAGGGUCACUCUUUAGGAGUGUCACAGGUUUUCUUUUUACCAGAACCCUACCAGUUCAUUACAGGAGGAAAUGAUGGUAAAGUUUUAUUGUGGGACAUCAGCAAUGAAGUAAGAAAGCUGAAGAGUCCAGUCAAGUCCAUUCCCAGAAGGAAGACUAAGAUGUCAAACACCAAGACAGUUGAUAAAACAAACACAGAGCUUACAAGUGGGUCUGUGGGCUUUUCACCCAAACUAACCAUUGAGCAUGGAGAGAAAGUGAACUGGAUUUCAUUCACAGACAUUAAAGGUUCUAGGAGAGUACUGGUUGCCGAUCAGUCUAACAGUAUAUCUGUUUAUCCUAUUCCUGAAUCUUAAACAUAUCUAACUAGAUAACUGACUCCUUGGUAUACAGAGUCUACCUGUUUAGGACUUUUUUUGGGAAGCACCAUCUUUAUUACCUCAAAUAAAUAAUUUAGUUGACAAACCCAAUUCAUUCUAUCAGUAAUGAGAUUUCUUGGGCUAAACCUGGUAUAAUUGUACUGGUGAACUGGCAAUACAAACUUUUGGGUUAUAAAUAUAUAUAAAUAUCUCUGCCUUGUAAAAAAAAAAGGGGGGGGAGAGACAAAGUCUGCACAUCUUUGCACCUGUUGUAAGACUGACAUCAAAAAUUCAUAUACCUAUGCCUAAAGUGGCUGAUUUCCACAGAAAGAACUCUGUUUUAUUUAGAUACUAUCUGCCAUUCCGAUGUCCAAAGCCUGAACAAAGCUUAUGCAGGUUGUUUCCACAUCUAGAUUGCGUCCGCUAUGUGUACUGGAAAUAAAACUAAUCUAAGUUCCUAAAUAAUUUUA
Messenger RNA from Anolis carolinensis (green anole), 1874 nucleotides. RefSeq names its product WD repeat domain 53 (gene wdr53). The transcript is spliced from 3 exons. The record is from RefSeq and is a predicted model, not a curated record. Gene Ontology annotation, molecular function: protein binding. Lineage: Eukaryota; Metazoa; Chordata; Lepidosauria; Squamata; Anolidae. Bases 349 to 1401 code for a protein of 350 amino acids.